Messenger RNA from Cavia porcellus (domestic guinea pig), 8827 nucleotides. It is a transcript of the gene Parp11, whose product is annotated as poly(ADP-ribose) polymerase family member 11. The record is from RefSeq and is a predicted model, not a curated record. The transcript has 9 exons. Gene Ontology annotation, cellular component: nucleus. Bases 566 to 1507 code for a protein of 313 amino acids. Lineage: Eukaryota; Metazoa; Chordata; Mammalia; Rodentia; Caviidae. Gene Ontology annotation, molecular function: NAD+-protein mono-ADP-ribosyltransferase activity; NAD+ poly-ADP-ribosyltransferase activity.
GUCUGUGCUCUUGUAUAUAAACAACGUUUUAACAUUAUUUUUGAUUUUUACAGGGGCUCACAGCUAAGAGUUUGACUUAAGUUUUUAAGGGAGACUUUGUAUUUGGACUUUUCAGCAGUGCUGAGACUGUUAGGUCUUUGGCAAAUCUUAGAGACUAAAUUCACUUUGCAUAAAGGGAUAUGGAUGAAUCUUUAGGGGUCAGGGCAGGAUGUUACAGUUUAUAUCUGCAUAUCCCCUAAUAUCCUCAUGUACUCAUAGAUGGGGCUUUUGGAAAAUGAUUGGACUGAGCCAGGGAUAUAGCUCAGCAGUGUAAGCACCUGCCUCACAAGCACAAGGUCCUGAAUUUGAUUCCUGGUACCAUAAUAAAUAAAUAAAUGAAAAUGAUUGGAUUAUGGGAUUUAUAGCUGAUUUGCCUGAGUGGUGGGAUGUGGUCAAAAGAGGUGAGUCAUUGAGGAUGUGGCCUACCAUGUAUCUGCCUCCUCAGCCCCUCCCGUAAGUUCUGCUUCCCCACUGCCUUGAUUUGUGCAGUUUUUUGUCUGCCAUUCCUCUGCCAUGCUGCUCUGCCAUGGAGCUAGCUGUCUGUGAACUGAAACCUCUACAGACUGAGAUGUUACACAAAGCAGAAGAAUUCAUAUCCCAAACCACAGACACAAGAGCGGAUGACAUGGAUACAUCAGAUACACAGUGGGGCUGGUUCUACCUUGCAGAAUGUGGGAAGUGGCACAUGUUUCAGCCGGAUGCCAGCAUUCAGUGUUCAGUCAGCAAUGAAGAUAUCGAGAAAAGCUUCAAAACAAACCCUUAUGGCUCCGUUUCUUUUACCACUUCCAAAUUCAGCUACAAGAUAGACUUCGCAGAAAUGAAGCAAACGAAUCUCACCACUGGAAAACAGCGCUUAAUAAAAAGAGCUCCCUUUUCUAUCACUGCUUUCAGUUACAUCUGUGAGAAUGAAGCUAUACCUAUGCCACCACACUGGGAAAAUGUGAACACUGAAGUACCUUACCAGCUCAUUUCUCUGCACAAUCAAACACAUGAAUAUAAUGAAGUUGCUAGUCUUUUUGGGAAAACAAUGGAUCGCAACCGAAUAAAAAGAAUUCAGAGAAUUCAAAACUUAGAUUUAUGGGAGUUUUUCUGCAGGAAAAAGGCUCAGCUCAAGAAAAAAAGAGGCAUCCCUCAAAUUAAUGAACAAAUGCUAUUUCAUGGUACCAGCAGUGAAUUUGUGGAAGCGAUUUGCAUUCAUAAUUUUGAUUGGAGAAUAAAUGGCAUACAUGGCGCUCUCUUUGGAAAAGCCUGCCCUGGGAUCGCUCCCAGCCGAAGCCUCCUCUGGUCCGCUCCCCGCGGCUCCUUCCGUGCUUCGCUCCGAAGCCUCUACCGGUCUGCUCUCCGCGGCUCCUUCCGGGCUUCGCUCCGAAGCCUCUACCGGUCCGCUCUCCGCGGCUCCUUCCGGGCUUCUACUUCCCCCCAGGGGUGGCACCAGUAUAUAUACGGAUACAGUGUCCAAUCAUAUUAAAAAAGAAGAGAAAAAUUAAACCCUAAAUAACAGAAGAAAGAAAAUAAUAAGGAUACAAGUAUAAAUCAGUAAUACAGAAGAUCAAUAAAGAAAAUUCAAUGAAACUAACAGCAGAGUCUCUAAAGAAAUUGAUAAAAUUGAUAACCUGAAAUGGUGAAAGGAAAGAAGACACAAAUUACCAAUAUCUAAAAUGAAGAAGGGGCAUCACUACAGAUUUCACAGACAUUAAAAGAAUAACCAGGAAUUCGCAGAUGACAUGAUACUCUACAUAGAAGACCCCAAAAACCCCAGAAAAAGAUUUCUAAGUUUACUAACCAAAUUCAGUAGCAUAGCUGGAUACAGAGUCAAAAAUCAAAAGCGUUCCUGUAUACAAACAACAAACUCACUGAGAGAGAAAUUAGGGAAACAACAUUCUUCACAAUAGCUUCCCCAAACUGAAAAACCUAGGAGUAAAUCCAACAAAUGACAUAAAAGACCUGUACUUUGAAAAAUAUGGUACUCUGAAAAAAAGAUGAAAAUCAGAAAAUGGGAAGAUAUUCCUUGCUCAUGGACAGGAAGAACCAAUAUUGUGAAAAUGGUCAUACUCCCAAAACUGUUACACAGAUUUAAUGCAAUCCCAAUCAAAAUACAAUUAACAUGCCUUACAGAAAACAUUCCUAAAAUUCACCUGGAAACAGAAUAAACCUAGAAUAGCAAAGGCAAGACAAGAGGCGUCCCAAUCCUUGACAUGAAAUUAUACUACAAAGCUACUGUGAUAAAAAUCAGCAGGGUCCCAGCAAAAAACAGACCUGAGGAUCAGUGGAACAAAUUAGAAGAUGAAGACAGCUACAAACACACUCAGCUGCUUUAUCUUUGACAAAGGGGCCAAACAUGCUCAGUGGAAGAAAGACAGCCUCAUUAAUAAAUGGCAAAAACUAAAACUAGACCCAUGUCUAUCAUCAUGCAUUAAAGUCAAAAUGGGUCAAAGAUCUAAAUAUUAAAACAGAAACACUGAAUCUAUUGGAAAAGAAAGUAGGUAGAAAUCUUGAAGACAUACGUGUAGGCAGAAAGUUUAUGAACAAAACUUGAACUUCAUGGGAAAUGUUUCAAAGAAUCAACAACUGGGAUCUUAUUGAAAAUCUUUUGCAUAGCAAAAGAAAUCUCCAAUAGAGUGCAAAGACAAUCCACAGAGUGGGGAAAAAUUUUAGCCAACUGUCCCUCAGACAAAGGAUCUAUAUCUAGAACAUAUGAAGAAUUGAAAAAAUUCAGAGGCUCCCCCCACAAAUUCAAAGACAACCGAAAAAUGGGCUUCAGAGAAAUACACACUUCUCAGAUGAAGAAACACAAAUGGCAUGUAAAUGCAAGAAAAAUAUUCAACAUCACUGGUCAUUUGGGAGAUGCAAAUGAAAACAACACUGAGAUUCCACCUCACUCCAGGAAAAAUGACUAUAUCAAGAAAUCAACUGAUAACAAAUGCCAGCAGGGCUAUAGAGGAAAAGGAACCUUCUCCACUGCUGGUGUGAGUGCAGCGUGGUGAAACCACUGUGGAAACCAGAAUGGAGAUACUUCAAAAAGCUAGGAUUAGAGGUCUCAUUUGAUCCAGCUAUUUUCCGGGGUAUCUUCCCAGAAGAAUUAAAAACAUCUAACCACAGCAAUAUAUGUGCACCACUGUUUAUAGCAGCAUAAUUUGUAAUAGCUAAAUCUUGGAAACAACCCAAAUGCCAUCAACCUAGGAAUGGAUAAAAAAGAUAGAUGUGGUAUUUUAUACAAUGGAGUACUACUCAGCCAUAAGGAAGCUUAAACGUGAGGCUUUUAUAGAUAAACAGAUGCAACUAGAGACCAUAUUCAUAAGUGAAGUAAAUUAGACUCGUGUGUAAACAUCGUGUUGUCUCCCUGGUGCAAGAAAUUGAAAAAGUAAAUAAGAUCUAAUAUGUAUAGUAGAUAUUGUGAAAUGGAAAAAUGUAUAGUAGAUAUUGUUGAAAAAGAAAAAGGAACCAGAAAGGAGGGAAGGGAAAGAAAAAAGCAGAAAAAUACAAGGUAUCUAUACUAUUACUGUCUCUUAGUUCAUUUGAAAAGGAAGGUUUGUGCUAAGCUAAUAUCGAUUGGAGAAAUUUUAUGCCCAUGUCUUAUACUCUAACUACUUAAGAUGACAAAAUGUAAUAUAUUAACUAUUGUUAUUUUCCUAUUAUUCUGUUAUGAAAUUCUGUUGUAUCUUUUUCAAUAAAAUAAAAAAGAACAGCCAAGUUAUCUUAAGAACAAUUCCUUUUUUUAAAAAAAUUUUUUAUUUAAAGAAAAGGAAACAAAAAAAUACAUGGAGAUAAAAAAGGGUAGAAAUAAUACAAAAUUACAGAAAAAUAAAUGGUAAGAAAUCACUGGUUGAUACGUUACAUAUUGUCAUCUUAGAAAUAGCUGUUCAGGUUACAAAAUUAAAGUAUUUAAAAUGACAUUCAAAAAGUGACACUGCAAACAGUUCUGCUCAAUAAUCGAACAAAAACUCCGUAAUAUGGUUAUCAGUCCUACACACUUGUUUUACAUCUCAAAGAGGGUAAGAUUAAACAUAUCAAAACAGAACAAAACAGUUUAAAAAACAAUUUAAAGAAAUACAGAUUUCAAAGCAAGUCCACUGGAGAUCUUGACUGUCUAUCUAACUGCCUCUAGUUUCUUACAAAUAGUUGUCCCCAUCUUCACCUACAUUAUAUAGAUAUUGCAUAUUAUAGGACUAAUCAAAUAGGGGGCUGGGGAUUUAGCUCAGCAGCAUAAGCGCCUGUCUUGCAAGCAGGCAGUCGUGAGUUCGAUCCCUGGUACCGAUAAAAACGAAAAAGACCAAAAAAAAAAAAAAAAAAGAAAUAAUCAAAUCAUUACAAGAUGAUGAAGGCUUUUUAGGUCUUCAAGAUCUAAUAUUGGGGAAGACAAUAAUACCUACUAUCGCAUCUCUCAUUCUCUUCGUGGUAGCCGUCCCCAUCUUUACAUAUACUGAAAUUGAACUUAAGAGACUAGACUAAUAUCAUUCUGAUCAGUGAAUAAUAGUAUUGCUAGAAUUUAUAUCAUAAUGCUACAAAAUUAGCAUUGGGUUUCUUAGUGUCUCUUCUUCAGAGUAUCUGUUUAUUACAUCUUGCAUUAUAUAAUCUGUUCCUGUAAAUAAUUUUUUAAGAAAAUCUCAUGUGUGAAUUUCUACAUAUAUAUCCUCUCUGUAUUAUAGGGAAAACCAAGUUGUAACAAGACAGCAAAACAAAUUCCUAGAAAAACAUGCAAUGGAUAAGACAUAUAAGACCACAAUAUAGGUGAUCUUCCGUAGUUACUAUGUUUUCUCUUGUUAUUUUCAAUAGAUUUGUCCACAUCAUUGGCUUAAUAUAGUUAAACAUAGUAUUACCUAUUUUUAUAAAAACACAACUUUGAAAGCAUUGUAGGAUUUGAGAGCUGUUAAUAAUUAAUACCAGUCUGGAUAUCCUUUACAUCUUUGUCAUCUUCAGAGUAGUUGCCUCUACUUUUAGGGUUGAUACUAACAAGCAUACCAAAUUCAAAUAAAAUCAGCCAAGGCAAACCUGUGGUCUUAUGAAUCAGAUUCAAUUAAGAUCAGUCAUAGUAAAACAAUGUAAGUAAUACAGGAUUUCAGUUUAAGUUAAUAGGAAAGUAAGGAUAGUUACCAUGGUAUAACCUGCUAUUUUGGGGUCAGAUGUCUGUGCCCUCAAAUCUGACAUGAAUGGACAGACCAGAACAAAUUAAAUUCAAACUAAAUAUGGCGAUAAGACUACUGUGUCUUUUAAAUCCUGAUACACUAUUAACAAUGACCUCUGCUGUUUUUUAUAGUGUUUCAGAGUUGUCUAUACUACCGUCUCUGCCUCAUGUCUGCUACUCCACUUUUCUGCUAUAAUUUGUCCACCUUAUUCCCUCAUUCCACUGUCUGCCCCAUUCAUUGAGGCCUCUCUGCCACUGUUGCUGGAAUCCUGGUAUCCCUUCCUCUUUCUCUGGAAUGUCCUUCAGCACUCUCUGUAGGGUUGGAUUGGUGGCCACGAACUCCCACAGUUCCUCCUUGUCUUGGAAGCAUCUUAUUUCUCCAUUAAUUUUGAGAGAGAGUUUUGACGGGUAUGUGAGUCUUGUUUGCAUAUUAUUUUCUUUCAAGCCUUGGAAUAUUUCUCCCCAUUCCCUUCUUGACUUAAGAGUUUGUGUUGAUAAGUCUGUUGUUAUUUUGAUAAUUUUCCCAUUGUAGGUGAUCUGCUUCUUUUCUCUGGCUGCUUUUAAUAUUCUAUUCUUUUGGUGGAUUUCUGGAAUCUUGAUUAUUAUAUGUCUAGGCGUAGAUCUGUUUUGGUUGCAGGUAGCUGGUGUUCUGUAUGCCUCUUUUAUCUGGAUCUCAUUUCUUUUUGCUACACAUGGGAAAUUUUGCUUUAAUAUAUCUGUGAAUAUUCUUUGUAUUUCAUUUUUGGAUGCUUCUGCUUCCUCACUCACAUUCUUUAUUCUUAAGUUAUGUAUCCUUUUGUCAUCUUCUAGCCUUUGAAUUGUUUCUUUCUGGUUCCUUGUUAUUUUUAAGAGGCUUUUUCUUUCAUGAUCAUAUGCCACAAAUCUCUCCUCAAGUUUCAGAAGGCUGUCUUUAGUUUCUGUCAGGGCAUUUUGCCAGUGUUCAAUGGAGUUUUUAGUUUUCUGGUAAUCUCUUUGGAUGUUUCAUGUAUUCUAAGUUAUGUUUAAAUUCUUCAGAAGUUUCUCUUUCUUUUCUGAUUUCCUCAGUUCUUCCAUCUGUGUUCUCUUGGGCGGGGCUUGUUAUUUCUUUAAUUAAUCUCUUUAUAUCUUGCCUCACUUGGAUCAGGAGUACAGCUUUAAAUUCAUCUAUGAGGUCAUGGAGGUAUUUUUUAAUUUCGGCUGAUGCUGUGUCCAGUAUUGGAUGGUUACUGUGCUUGUUCCCUUUGGUGUUUACUUCUCCUGGGCUUAUUUUCUCAUGUUGGGCAGCUGGAGAUUUUUUUUUUAAUUUUUAUCUCUUGUCAUGUUUCUGGUUUCUUUCAGACUGGAGUGUCCUGGGGGUCUCUGGCCCUCUCCAUAUUGCUUAUGGCCUUUCAGAAGCAUGCUGAUUUGAGUUUUUGCUGUCUUCCCCAAUUUUCUGUUAUCUGGGGUAGACAGGGAUGCAGGGAUGGUGCAGGCUAGCCUCCAGCCUCUGUGCCAGUCAAUCAUAAAUUAGCCUGUACUUUCUGGGUGUUACAGAGUUGCAACUAUUUUGUAUCUGCUUAUUGGGCCCCAAGCAGAGGCUUGGUUCAGCCCCAGCAGAUCCUGCCAGUUCUCUCUGUGCCAGAAGCAGCUGACUAAUGUCACCAUGGCUUUGCCCCAAUCCCAGCUGUUCUCUUCCAGACCUCUCUGUGCCGGGAGCACCAGGACAGUGGUCUGCCCAAUUCCAAGAUGUCUUCCACUAGUUCUCUGUAUGAUGCUGAAGCCAACAUGGUGCCAGGCUCUGCCCAACUUUAAGAUGUCCUCCACCAGACCUCUCUAUACCAGGGGCGACUCAGUGAUGUCACCUAGCUGCAGGUUUUGCCCAACUCUAAGAUGUCUUCCACCAGACUCUCUGUGUUAUUGAUGUUGCCGUGGUGGCAGGCUCUGCCCAAUUCCAAGAUGUUCUCUGGCCAAGCGCAGCGACCGCGAGACCCAGUCCCUCGGUGCAGGUCUUCCUCUUGAGUCUACUGCACACUACAGCGCUUGCCUUCACUGUGUUCCCGGCACAGCGUGGAAUGGUCAGAAAACUGCACAAUGUUCGGCUUCUGAGCUCCAGAGCUUUCACAAUCUCCUCUGGUGCAGCGGAGCAGUCCUGGCUGCUUUGCAGGGUCCCAGGUCUCAAUUUCCAGCAGUCACCAAAAGCCAACACAGCUUUUCCUGUUGGGUCCACAGGUCAGUUUGCCGCAUUAAAGGCGCAGGAUUUGCAGCCUCCUGUUAUCAGCCUUCGCAGUCUCAGCAUGACUUUAAAUCCUCCAGCUGCGCUGUCUUGGUUAAUAAGAAUCGUUAUCCAUUCAUCUGGCCCUCUCCAUGUUGUCAUAUUCUGGUAUCUAAUAUGAUUUCUCCGGAGAGACUCUCCGCCCAAUCCCCUAGCAAGCCGCCAUUUUUGAAAAAAACCCUUAAGAACAAUUUCUUCCAGUGCAUUUGAUAACUUAAGUGAAAUGAGAAAUUUCUUAAAAAAUGCAAACUAAGAAAGCACGUUUAAAACUAAAUAAACUGAAAAGUUCUACAUCUAAAUUUUUUAAUCUGUAAUUAAAACUUGUCCAGAAACUUCAUACCCAAAUGGCUUUAAUUCUGGAGUAUAUCAGAUAUUUAAGGGAGAAAUAAUUAUAGAAUCAGAGGCUACUCUGGAUGGUCCCCAGUGCUGUCUCAUCCUGAGAGUCACAGGGUUUACUGGUGCUCCAUCCAAGAAGCUGGAAGCCUCAGAACAAGAGAACUGAACAAGAGGGACUCAGGGCCUGGACUGGAAGCUCCCGGGAGAGUCACUGGUCGUCUUGGAUCCGAUGUUCCCAGUUGAUGGCAACAGCGAAAGACUUACAUGCUCAUCCGGAACUGGGCUUCGUGCUUGCAGGCUGACUACUUUCUUUCUCCCCUUUUCAUGCAAUCUAGGCACAGCCUAUUGGUGCUGCCACCCACAACCAGGGCUGGUCUUGUCUCCUCAGUCUGCUGGCCUGUGUGCCAACACUUAGUGGAUGAACGGAUGGUAUGUUCUUUCACUGAAACACUGCUCGUGAAACCUGGAUGAGUGCAGAGCUGUUAAGUACAAUAAAAGGAGAUACAAAAGACUAUAGUGUAUGAUUCUGUUUAUAGUAAAUUCUAGGAUGGCAACACUGUCGUGAUGAAGUGGUGCCCAGAGUCAUAGCUGGGAGAACAGAUCAGUGGGAAUUUUAUGUGUGGGGAUGGGAAUGCACACCUUGCUUAUCAUUGUAAUAAUAAGGUUUACAUAUUUGUCAAAACCCAUCAAAGACGUCUAUAAGAUGGAAGUUGGAAAAAUAAUGGAAUGUAUUCAACAAAAAGUUACAGACUACUGAGAAGUAUACACACAAGCUGAAUGAAAGAAAGCAAAUACCUAAGAAUGUGAACUAUGUUAGGCUGUGAAUUUGAACUUCUAAAACAGGUAGAAAAUCAGCUAUGGUGAGAAAAGCCAAAGAUGUGUUGUACCUGAAGCAGGGCUGUGGUGCUACAGGUGUGCAUCACCAUGCCAGGGGAAGAGGCCCUGGGUCACUUUCUGGGUGGUGGGAUAUUCGGGGUCUUGAUUGGGGUGUGAAUGAUACAAGUAUACGCAUUUGCCACAAUUCGGUGAAUUGUACACUUGAGCUCUGCAAAUUUCAUUGCUUGUAAAUUUACCUGAAUAAAAUGCUGCUUAAAAUAGAA